GAAAAUGGCGGCUCCGUGCAAGGUCCCUCCUCGGCUUCUCUUGGGAUUUGCAGCAAGGCCUUUUUCUGGUUCGGAAGCCAGGCCCUUCAGCGCGGAGCGUCUGGCGGAGAAGCUGCGGGCUCAGAAGCGGGAGCAGCCGAAGGAGGCUCCCAAAGACCCGGUGCGAAGGCGCGUCUGGGAACUUGUGCAGCUGACCCAGCAGUUGCAGCGGGUUCAUCCUAACGUUCUGGCCAAAGCGCUCAAAAGAGGGAUCCUCUACCAGGACGACAAGAUCGUUGUCAUCAACAAACCCUACGGCCUCCCUGUUCACGGUGGUCCCAAAGUAAAGACUUGCAUUGCGGAUAUUCUGCCAGUACUGGCAAAGAUGUUGUAUGGCAUGAAGUCUGAACCCCUUCACUUGUGUCACCGGCUAGACAAAGAAACAACCGGGGUGAUGGUGCUGGCACGAAACCAGGACACAGCACACCAGGUCCAGGAGUUUUUCAGGACCCGGCAGGUGGAGAAGAAAUACUG
Molecule: messenger RNA, 513 nt
Organism: Sceloporus undulatus (fence lizard)
Lineage: Eukaryota; Metazoa; Chordata; Lepidosauria; Squamata; Phrynosomatidae
Product: mitochondrial RNA pseudouridine synthase Rpusd4-like
Exons: 3
Biological process (GO): pseudouridine synthesis
Molecular function (GO): pseudouridine synthase activity; RNA binding
Source: RefSeq, a predicted model, not a curated record